AUGGCCAAAGAGUUCAGUCCGAGCCUAGCUAUGCGAAGCUGCUACACCUUCCUGGACUCUCUUUGUUUUCACGCCAUUCUUCAUCUCAACUUGGAGGAAUUGCUUCACAUUUCUCUCAAGGCCCGCGCUAAGUGUCUUGACAUUGCAUACCUUUACAUCUGGCAAUCUCUGCUCCAAGCACGACCACAGCUCCUUAGCCUUAUUCACGACAAACCCGCCACACAUGCCACAGGAGAGACCACGAAUCUGCGGGGCCGCCGCAUCAAUCUUCUGUCUGACGCUAUUUCAAAGGGUGAAAUGUUGAAAAGCACAACCAGUAAUUUUGGAACGCCAGAGAAUGGGAAACCUCAUAACUCUGCGGUUGCCAAACUGAUCGCUGCCUUUCUGUCAUUGUUCCUCUCGAUGGAGCUCGUCACUUCGUUCAAUCUGAUUGACACCCAAAUCUGCUCGUUAUUAGCCAAAGCUGGGCUAGAAUCAAAUCGAACGGGUCCACCAGUGCAACCCGCUGAAGCGUCAGGUGAAAGCCAGUUUGCCGAGGCUGCAAGAAGAUGUGUUGGCGUGCGAACCUCUGACACUUACUCACCGCUCAGGAACGGCCUUAGAUUGUCAUCAUCAUCAGUUGAACCUCAAUUGUUGAGUGUGGUGAUCGUUGCGGCUGCAGCCGCUUCUCGAGGAAGCUCUCCACAAUACCGACGGACCGAACGCUCGACUCAAGAAGCCUGUUCCGAUCACCAAAGCACGCAUCCAAAAAAUACAUUCGACCCAAUGAGUCUCUCACUAUUCUUUGCACUGCCUCGAAUCACUGGCAUCAGGACAUCCGGCCGGUUCCAAAUCUUACAGCUUGGAUGCAUCGUUCUCAUCCCAGUUACAGAAGCAGCACCCAUAUCAGGCUCAACUACCGAUGAUAGCAUUGAUUGGAGACAUCGAGCCUUGAACUCGCUUACAUAUGCCCUGUCAUCCUGUGCUUUCUUGCUCCCUCCCCUUCUUGUCGUCGCCCUCGGAGGUGUUGCAACAAACUUUCUUCUUCGAAAACGUGCGGAAGGUUGGCUAGCUGGCCUUAUGCUUUUCUCCGGUACUAUUUUCGCUUCAAUAGAAGUGCCUCCCGGCCACGGCAAUACAGGAUCUGCAAAAGCGAUACGCACAGGGGUUGGAUUGGUCCAUGCUUUCUUCAUGCUGGGAUACUGCAAGCGGAUCAUACUUCGAAACAAUCUGAGUAAGGGAAAGAGCGUACUAGCUACAGUGCCUGGGUUAAUGUUCGCUCUCGUCGUCAUCGUGCUCGUCAUGGCUGUACCGGCUAUCGGCCGUGCCUGGAGAGCACUCAUCGACCUAGAGCCCGCGUGUAUCACCCCUUCGAUGAUCGCAUUCGGCUUUUUCCUUUGCGAUUUAUUUAUCGAAGUUACACAGACGGAUAUGCGCAAUCUUGAGGCGCAGGUGUUCGAGAUGAACUCGCAUCGCAAUCAAUUCGACCUCGAACACGCGCUUGGCAGGGGUCCCACCACUCCGCAAGCCCAAUAUCGUCCGGUCUUUGAGCGAAGAGCAGGAGGAAGUUUGACUAGCCAAUCUCCAUAUGACAACGACCAUGAGGAAUUCAGCAGCCAGGUGGAUGUUCAGACGAUAUCACGCGACCGACCGAUCAUUUCUCUGAAUCUCCUCAACCGCUUCUGGGGUCGAAGACGGGGCAGGUACGAUUGA
Molecule: messenger RNA, 1692 nt
Organism: Parastagonospora nodorum SN15
Lineage: Eukaryota; Fungi; Ascomycota; Dothideomycetes; Pleosporales; Phaeosphaeriaceae
Exons: 2
Coding region: 1-1692 (563 amino acids)
Source: RefSeq, a predicted model, not a curated record